Messenger RNA from Aspergillus calidoustus, 1899 nucleotides. NCBI's taxonomy places the organism in Eukaryota, Fungi, Ascomycota, Eurotiomycetes, Eurotiales, Aspergillaceae. The record is from the annotation of a GenBank genome assembly.
AACUCGAGACCGACGACUUUCAAAAGAUCUUCACCUUUAUGCCGGCUCUAACGCACGUCAAUCUUCGGUUCGCCGGACAGUUGAAAGAUCGGGUCAUAGACUACGUGCUCGACCGGGACCUCAAGAUCAAGCACUUGCAGCUAGAUGCCGCGAACCUCGUGUCAGAUCAGCGUUGGCAGCAAGUGUUUCAAAAGCUGGGCAGCCAACUCGAGACUUUGCGGCUCUCGAAUAUGGAUUUUUCCUUGGACGACGAGACUAUUGAAGUCAUGUCCAAGUCCUGCACAGGUCUUCGGCGGUUGAAAUUAGAAGACUGCUGGAAGAUGUCUGAUCGUUCUCUUCAGGCGAUCGCAAACCUUCAGUCACUCGAAUAUCUAUCACUGAACCUCAUAUCGGAGACCCAAACGGAGAAUCUCCUCGAACUCGUGUCCAAGAUAGGUUCAAACUUGCGGACACUAUCUCUGCGAGGAUUUUCACUGGCUGAUGACACAGUCCUUGAAAUGAUUCACGACAAAUGCAAGGUCUUGACGAAGCUGAGAUUCACCGACAAUUCCAUUUGCACCGACAAAGGGUUCGUCAAGCUCUUUGACAACUGGUCAAACCCUCCAUUGGAGUUUGCCGACUUUUCCUCAACGCGAGACGUGGAUAACUCGAAUCCUGAUGGCCCUACGGAUGCAACUGGACUCGCGUCAAAUGGCUUCGCUGCCCUUAUGCGUCACUCUGGCUCCAUGCUACGAAAGCUCAAUAUCUCUUCGUGUCGCCACAUCUCUUAUGCCGCUUUCGACGACGUGUUUGCGGAUGGUAAAAGUUACCCUCAUCUGAAGGAGCUGGACGUUUCGUUCCAGACUGUCAUGGACGACUACCUUGUGGCCCGUAUUUUCCGGUGCUGUCCUGCCAUUCAAAAGAUUGCUGCAUUUGCCUGCUUCAAUGUGCGAGACGCUCGAGUUCCCAGGGGAGUAGCGCUGAUUGGGGGUUUGCGCGCCCAAGAUCCUCUCGCGUAGUGUUAAUCAACAUCUGCCGCGAGGAGGUCUGGUCUUUAGGCUUAGCCUUGUAGCGGCGGGCUUUUACGAUUGACUAUGGUUUGCUUGGUUCAUUCUGGCGUCACCGGGGCCGGGGUGGUAUUUGAAUUCAUAUGGGUAGCGUUCAUAAGGUAAAUUCGCUAGCGUCACAGAGCAAUAGCAGUUUACAAGCCAGUUUCAAUCCCUGCUUCUGGAAUAUGCCUAUGUAGUUUUAUGCGGUCAGGCAUGUGGUUUAUGCAGUAUCGCUUCUAGUAGCGCACAUAGUUCCCUGAAAACCUAGCGCAAACGCCAGCGGCAUCUUAGCUGCAUCUCGGGCAAUCUGUAGUUGUAUGUACUCCGUAGAGGAGAGCACUCCCAGCGACUGGGUCGCACUUCAGGACCAAGGCCGCAGCUUGGAUAUCCCAGCUUUUCAUAAAUCCCAAAUCUCGAAAGAUAAACCGUCCGGACAGCCAUUUAACCUUCGGAAUAGGCUCACCAUCAGCAGGUUAAUGCAUCCAGCAUCCCUCCUUGUCAGCGAGUCAAGAAAGCAGGGCGACGAUAAGAAGAUCUACAAACCAGGUUGGCGUUGGAUUCUGGGGAGAAUGGACGGAGUGGACCAAUGGAAAAUCGCGACUCUCACAUGAGCACCGAGGCAAGGUCCAACUUGGAGCGCUCCGCUGAUUGAGAAUUAUUUAAAUGGAAUGAUCAGAGUGACAGAGAGAUAACUUGAAAUUUCAAAAAAAGUUUUCUUUACACUUUUCAUGAAAUUUCCAUGAUAUUUUCUUUUCAAGUGAAAUUUCAUGCCAAGAACUAUACGGCUUAGUAAACAAACUACCCGGCAGGAUCAACCAAUUAGAAUAGCUUAUCUUACUACCGCCUAGUAAUUAGCUAAUCAGACCUCCAC